AUCCCUGUCGGCCCGACUGUGGUACAGACCUCCAUGACCCGGUCCCAGGUCGCCCUGCUGGGCCUGGGCCUGCUGUUCAUGCUGCUACUGUAUGUGGGGCUGCCAGGACCCCCUGAGCAGACCUCCUGGCUCUGGGGAGACCCCAAUGUCACAAUCCUAGCUGGUCUCACCCCUGGCAGCUCCCCCAUUUUUUACCGCGAGGUGCUCCCACUUCACCGGGCCCGCAGGGUGGAUGUGGUGCUGCUCCAUGGAAAGGCCUUUAACUCCCGGACAUGGGAGCAGCUGGGCACACUGCAGCUGCUGGCGCAGAGGGGCUACCGGGCCGUGGCCCUUGACCUCCCGGGUUUUGGGAACUCGGCACCUUCGAAGGAGGCAAGCACAGAGGCAGGGCGGGCACAGCUGUUGGAGCGAGUGCUGCAGGACCUAGAGGUGCAGAAUGUCGUGUUGGUGAGCCCUUCACUGAGUGGCUGCUAUGCCCUGCCCUUCCUGAUGCAAGGCCACCACCAGCUGCAUGGAUUCGUGCCCAUUGCACCUGCGUCCACCCAGAACUACACCCAAGAACAAUUCCAGGCCGUGAAGACCCCGACUCUCAUCCUGUAUGGGGAGCUGGACCGCGUCCUGGCUUGGGAGUCACUGCGGCAGCUCCGCCACCUGCCUAACCACUCUGUGGUGAAGCUGCGCGAUGCAGGCCAUGCCUGCUACCUCCACAAACCACAAGACUUCCACCUCGUCCUUCUUGGCUUCCUUGACCAUCUGCCUUGAGCUCACCCACUGUCCAGGCCCCAGGCCUGGCCUGAACUUGGAGGAUCUGGACCAGUCUCCACCAGGGAGGCAGUCCCUGGGGUUGGAGGGUAGAGGCCAGAGGGCCAGGCCCAGUCAGGACCUCUCAUUUCAUCUCAGAGGCACAAUAAAAGAAAGCAUUUUUGUUAUGCCUAGGGAGUGA
Messenger RNA from Lipotes vexillifer (Yangtze River dolphin), 943 nucleotides. It is a transcript of the gene ABHD14A, whose product is annotated as abhydrolase domain containing 14A. The record is from RefSeq and is a predicted model, not a curated record. Bases 34 to 762 code for a protein of 242 amino acids. The transcript is spliced from 5 exons. Lineage: Eukaryota; Metazoa; Chordata; Mammalia; Artiodactyla; Lipotidae. Gene Ontology annotation, cellular component: cytoplasm.